Messenger RNA from Trypanosoma rangeli, 789 nucleotides. Its product is annotated as surface glycoprotein. Lineage: Eukaryota; Euglenozoa; Kinetoplastea; Trypanosomatida; Trypanosomatidae. The transcript has a single exon. The record is from RefSeq and is a predicted model, not a curated record. The annotation marks the transcript as partial. Gene Ontology annotation, molecular function: exo-alpha-sialidase activity.
ACCCUGCUGCACUCUAACGAUGCGUUGCACCUUUUACAAGAGAGGGUCAGCAAAACGACCACAGGCCUCAUUUUUUCUUCUCUAACAGAGCAGCUGAAGACGAUCACGUCCAUCUUGGAGACUUGGGCAAAAAUGGACUCCUUCCUCUCCAACUCGUCUGUGCCCACGGCCGGCCUGAUUGGAUUCUUGUCGGAUGCAUCGGGUGAAGGAACUUGGAACGACGCGUACCAUUGCGUGGGUGCAACUGUGACGAAUGCAAAGAAGGUCGAAAAUGGCUUUAAGUUCACGGGGUCCGAAUCAUACGCCAUGUGGCCGGUGAACAUGCGGAAGUAUCACUAUGUGCACAGCGUUGUGAAUUACGCGUUCACGCUUGUGGCGACGGUGACCAUCGAUGAGGUUCCGAACGGGAGCGCUCCUGUGCUGGGCGCGGGCUUGGAGGACAAUGAAAACACAAAGUUUGUGGGGCUGUCGUACACGACGGAGAAACAGUGGGUAACAGUCUUCGACGGCGCCACGAGAAUAAUACGCAACAGCACUUGGGAGCCGGGGAAGGAGUACAAAGUGGCGCUCAUGCUGUGGGGUAACAAGGGCUCCGUGUACGUGGACGGCGUGCUUGUGGGGAGUUCUGACACACUACCAACCCUUGUGGCACGGAGGCAUGAUAUCUCUCACUUUUACUUUGGUGGCGGCGAAGACACCAGUGUGACAGUAAAGGACGUCUUUUUGUACAAUCAUCCACUGAAUUUCAUGGAUCUCAAAGAAGGUGACAGCUACGAUGCGUCUGAGUAA